CGGCAGCGUAGAGGCUGAAUCCCAAAUCCAAAUUUAGUCCAUCGUGCACUACAUAGCGUAUGAACUAAAUGUUUUUAGAUUCUAUGUAGUGCACUAUAUGGAUAAUUGGGAUCCGUUAAGGAUUGAGCCAUAAGUGAGGAAAUGGCGGUAGCGAGAGCGUAUUUGUUUGUUUUCUUUUUCUCGGUAUUUUUGAUUGUAUCAUGGAAGUUUUCAGUAAUAGGUGUGAAGGAUGCAGUGAGGUUAGCAGGUCGUGGGCUGCUGUUGCUCAGUGUGUUGACUUGGAUGAGCUCCUGCUUGUACCCCAGACUCAGAUCUUACCUGUGUCCAGCCACUCCACUGCCAGUGGAAGGUCCUGCUGAAGAUGCACACAGUAGAUUUAAACAGGAAAAAGCAAGACGGGAGCAACAGCAUCAACACAGUGCUAAGAGCUGGGAAAAAUCUAAACAAAAGCCUGAAAUGAAUGAAGCAGAUCCUUCAGAGAAAUACCUUGAGGCAGUAGUGAAGCCCCGACAGGAAGCAGUACUCAGGAAGGCAGAGGAAGACUUCUAUCGUAUGACGGGACAAAGCUGGAAACUCAGCCAGGGUUUCACACUAGGAGGGGAGGAACAGAUGAUGGCAAACACAGAUGGCGAUGAUGAGACUCCUAGCCAGAGGGCCGCAAGGAAGCGAAAGGAGCUAGAGGCACCGAAUCCGGCUCCUGUCCAGACACGACUCCCCAACGUAAAAAAGAUCAUAACCUUACCUGAUGAACCUGCAGAAGACGCUAAUGGGGUUGUAAAAAUUGCUCUGAGAUGUCCCAGUGGAAGAACAGUCCGAAGAAGGUUUUUGAAAACAUGCAGAUCUACAGUCCUUUUAGACUGGUUGCACAAGUCUGGAUACUCUCCCACUCUUUAUGCCUUGUACACAUCGUACCCCAGGGGUCCACUGCUCACACGAACAGACCUCAGCAUGGAAGAUGUCGGGAUCAUCACACACACCACUCUUAAUGUGGAGGAAAAAGAUCCGUCCACAAGUUAAUACCAUCCUCAGGUCUUUGUGAAGUUAGUAGUAGUUGAAUUAAGGCACCUGGACCUUUGUUUAUAUUGAAAUAUUAGAUGGACAUAAAGCUUCUAAUAAAAGUCCAUCCACCUUUGAUGGAGCUAUUAGACACAAUUAAAUGGAAAAUACCAUUGAUUUCAGUCACUUCUGGUUCUGUAACAUUUCAAUUACAGAAUAAAAAUCGUAGCAAAAAUCUCUAACAAAGAGAAACACUUGGUAUAAACUGUACAAAUCUAUUGAGUGAUCUUAAUGAUGCUUAAGGAUGGGCAAAAUGACAAUUUGAUAUUGAUAUUGUACACUGUAAUAUGCUUUUCUCCACUUUUAUAACAUUUGCUGGCAAUUUGUUAGCAAACCUACAGUCCCAUCUGAAAGUACUGGAACUGCAAGGCUAUUUCUUUUGUCUUCUACACUGAAGACAUUUGGGUUUGAGAUCAAAAGAGGAAUAUGAGACGACAGAUCAGAAUUUCAGUUUUCAUUUCCUGAUAUUUACAUCUAGAUGUGUUAAACAACUUAGAACAUGGCACCUUUGGUGGCAGACCACCCAGUUUUUAGGUGAGCAAAAGUAUUGGAACAGACAGCCUUAAAAUAAAUAACAUUAAUAUUUGACUGCAUGUUCCUUUGCAUGCAAUAAGUGCAUCAGGCCGGUGACCCACUGACAUCACCAAACUGUUGCAUUCUUCUUAGUGAUGCUUUUCCAGGCUUGUUGUGGGGGGUUUCUCUCUUAAGUCUCCUCUUCAGGAGGUGAAAUGCAUGCUCAGUUGGGUUAAGGUCUGGUGAUUGACUUGACCCGUCUAAAACCUUCCACUUUUUUUCUCAUGAUGAAGCCCUUUGUUGUGUUAGCAGUGUGUUUUGGGUUAUUGUCUUCAAAUUAGAAUUGGAUGCAUUUCUCUGUAAAUUGGCAGACAGAAUUCUGUAGACUUUCUGUAGACUUCUGAAUUCAUUCUGCUGCUACCUUCAUGAGUUACAUCAUCAAUAAAGAUUAGUGAGUCUGUUCCAGAAGCAGCCAUGCAAGCCUUUCUUUCUCCACACUUUGGUAGAGGUUAAUCUUGGUUCCAGAACAUUGUGGCUAAUCUCUAUUUCUUUGCAAAUUCCUAUCUGUCCUUCUGAUACUUACUUGAUGAAUGGUUUGUGUCUUGUGGUAUGGCUCUAUAUUUCUGCUCUCAAAGUCAUCUUCGAACAGUGGAUUGGGAUACUUUCAUCCCUGCCCUGUGGAGGUUGUUGGUGAUGCCACUGACUCUUGCUUUUUGGGUUUUUCUUCACAGCUCUCACAAUGUUUGUCAUAAACUGCUGUUGCUUUCCUUGGCUGACCUGUUCCAUGUGUGGUUGUUAGUACACCAGUGGUUUCUUUUACUUUCAGGAGAUUCCAAAUUGUUGUAUUGACUAUGUCCAAUGCUUGUACAAUGGCUCUGGUUUUCCCUUUUUUCUCAGCUUCAAAAUGGCUUGCUUUUCUCUCCUAGACAGCUCUCUGGUCUUCAUGUUGGUUUAUCCUUUCUAAUAACAAAUGCAGUUUUUAUAGACGAAACCCAGAGUAGACAUUCAUAUCUAUUAAUUGUUUAAACAAUCAAUCUAACAGCGCACACCUGGGCAACAGGAAACACCUGUCAGUCACAUGUUCCAGUAUUUCUGAUCACCUGAAAAAUGGGUAGGUUCAAACAAAAGGUGCCCACUUCUUGUAUAACAUAUCUAGAUGUAAAUAUCAGGAAAUGAAAGCUGAAAUUCUCUUGUCUUAUAUUCAUGUUUUGAUCUCAAACCCAAAUGUCUUGUAAAUGUAUUGCAAGAACAAAAGAAUUGGCCUUGCUGUUCCAAUACUUUCAGAGAGGACUGUAAAUAAUAUGAUAAAUAUUGUGGAUCAUAAAAAUGUCUUCAAGAACAGUGAAUGUUUUACAUUUCACCCACCCUUAAUGUUGGUCACCACCCAUUAUGUAACCCACAUAAUGAUAUUGCUGUAGGAAGUGAAACAUGUGGCAAAAACAAGAAUGUUAUUGAGCAAAUCACUAAACAUAAUGCUCACAUGGUAAUCACACAGGCACCCUGUUUACAGGAAUAAUUCAUUUUGUUUUAUUUUAAAGAUUAAUUAUUAUAAAUGAUUAAUUUUGUAUGUAAUACAACAUUGUAUUACACUGUAUGUAUAUAAAUUAAUUAUUAAUUAAUCCUGUAUUUGCAGUGGAACAGUUUCGCAAGCAUGUUGAUCAAAGGUAGAUGUUCUUGCAUGCAAUGAAAAUGAAGUUUACCUGACACUAGGGAUCCGGAAAGAGGGUUUGAAAAAGCAUAAACUCAACCUUGGAUUGUAGCUUGUUCUUAGCUACCUUAACUCUAGAUAUGUGGAAUCAAAAUUGUACACAUUCACAGCAAAGUUUAAAAGCUCUGUAUGUAGAGCUCUAAAAUUGUGAUAAAUUAUGGAUUGCAGUGAAGGAAAACAAGUGUGCUUAAUGUUAGAACCAAAUGAUUUUUAAUAAAGGCAAAAAAGGGAAUAGGUCAUUAUUUAAAAAAAAAAAAAAAAAAAAAAAAAAGAGUAGAAGUAAACUUCAAAUGGAAAUUGCAGAGCCAAACUAUUAGAGGGCUACAGUUGAAUCAAUACAUUAAAGAAACUGGUUUGGUUUGUGCUUAAAAUACCAGUAUUAACCUAAAAUUACACAUCUUAUGAUUUCCCCAUAUGAUGCUCAUCAUUCCGCAAAGGAAAAAAAAACAAAA
Pangasianodon hypophthalmus (striped catfish) is the source of this 3729-nucleotide messenger RNA. RefSeq names its product UBX domain protein 8 (gene ubxn8). The record is from RefSeq and is a predicted model, not a curated record. Gene Ontology annotation, cellular component: endoplasmic reticulum; nucleus. Gene Ontology annotation, molecular function: ubiquitin binding. Bases 142 to 1017 code for a protein of 291 amino acids. The transcript has 9 exons. NCBI's taxonomy places the organism in Eukaryota, Metazoa, Chordata, Actinopteri, Siluriformes, Pangasiidae.